UUUGCCUUCAACUCCAAGAGAUGAUGUUCUUCAGAUUUGAUGCACAGCCAAACACCAUCGACCAAACAAUGACAGUCAACAACUGAACGCCACCGUCCUCUUCCUCCAGCCCCCUUCCUUUUUUUUGUUCUUUUUGUUUCAGAGCUCGAUCCCUUCUGUUUCUAUACGGAUUUGGCAGUGAUUUGAGCCUAUCGACGGCCGGCGGCGAGAGGUAUGGCGGCAGCGCUCGGUGGAGGUAGUGGUACCGGAGGCGGAUUGAUGUUCGGCAGUGGGGAUGUGUCGAAGGCGCACGCGGCUAUGGCUUUGGUGCAAUUAAUCAAUGGAGGUUAUCAUGUUAUCACCAAAGUCGCCCUUAAUGUUGGGAUGAAUCAACUCGUCUUUUGUUUGUUCCGCGACUUGUUGGCUCUCACGAUUCUUGCCCCUGUUGCUUAUGUUCGGGAGAAGCGAGUUCGUUUGCCCAUGACUCGAGAACUCUUCAUAUCGUUUUUCAUUCUUGGUUUAACUGGGAUUUUUGGUAACCAGCUUCUCUUUCUUGUUGGACUUGGCUACACUAAUCCAACUUAUGCUGCUGCCAUACAGCCUUCCAUUCCAGUUUUUACAUUCCUUUUGGCUGUUAUGAUGGGCACAGAGUCUGUGAACUUACUCAAAGUGGAAGGACAGGCAAAGGUUGGCGGUACACUCGUUUGUGUCUCUGGUGCCAUAUUUAUGGUUUUAUUCCGUGGUCCAGCUUUGUUUGGAAACCCUGAAUCUGAUUUCACCUCGCAUAACGAAAUAAGUGCAAGGGGUCAACCAGAGCCUGCCGGAUGGCUAUUGUCUAGCCUUCUGGAGUAUGGAUUGGAUCAUUUUCAUAUUGGGGUAUUAUGCUUGAUAGGGAACUGUAUGUGCAUGGCUUGUUUCUUGGCUAUCCAGGCACGGGUGUUAAAGAAGUAUCCUGCCAACUUAUCGGUCACGGCAUAUUCUUAUUUAUUUGGUGCUACAUUGAUGGUGAUCACAUCUUUCUUCAUGACCAAUGAAUCCACUGACUGGAAUUUGACGCAAUCAGAGUUUUUCGCUGUCCUUUAUGCUGGAAUUUUUGCAUCUGCCAUCAAUUAUGGACUCUUGACAUGGUGCAAUAAGAUAUUGGGGCCUGCAUUGGUCGCUCUUUACAACCCACUUCAACCUGCAGCAUCUGCGCUGCUAUCAAGAGUUUUCAUAGGAAGCCCUAUUUAUCUUGGAAGUGUUUUGGGGGGCUCUCUUAUAAUUGGUGGUCUUUAUUUGGUUACUUGGGCGUCACAUAGGGAACGACAAACAACUCCAAUUUUGCUUCCACAUUCAACCAGGUCCUCUGAACCACUUAUUCAUAAAGAUGCAUUGACUAACAAGAUUGCAUAUCAGAUAGGACAGAUUUUCUCAGGCUCUACAUCUUCACCCAAAUCUGUAGAUUAGACCAAACUCUCUGAUGGGAUUUUUGAUUGAAAGUUCUCACAGUUCAACCUUUUCAAAAGGGUGAUUUUGAUUGAAAACCUUCAUCAUAUUGUAAUGUUUUCAAUGGGAUUACAUGAUUCAUUAUUCUGCCUGCUUCAUGUAUUGCUUGUAUAUUUUUGCUGAAUAAGCUAUCUAUCUCAGAGCUCCAAAUGGAUCCAUUAGCUGCCCUA
Cucurbita pepo subsp. pepo (vegetable marrow) is the source of this 1634-nucleotide messenger RNA. RefSeq names its product nodulin MtN21 /EamA-like transporter family protein (gene UMAMIT2). The record is from RefSeq and is a predicted model, not a curated record. NCBI's taxonomy places the organism in Eukaryota, Viridiplantae, Streptophyta, Magnoliopsida, Cucurbitales, Cucurbitaceae. Gene Ontology annotation, cellular component: membrane. Gene Ontology annotation, molecular function: transmembrane transporter activity.